This is a messenger RNA of Belonocnema kinseyi, 3133 nucleotides long. It is a transcript of the gene AlaRS, whose product is annotated as alanine--tRNA ligase, cytoplasmic. Gene Ontology annotation, cellular component: mitochondrion; cytoplasm. The record is from RefSeq and is a predicted model, not a curated record. Gene Ontology annotation, biological process: alanyl-tRNA aminoacylation; tRNA modification. The transcript has 13 exons. Bases 161 to 3010 code for a protein of 949 amino acids. Gene Ontology annotation, molecular function: aminoacyl-tRNA deacylase activity; alanine-tRNA ligase activity; nucleic acid binding. NCBI's taxonomy places the organism in Eukaryota, Metazoa, Arthropoda, Insecta, Hymenoptera, Cynipidae.
CAACGAGUUCAAGCAGGUUCAAGCAAGUUAGGUUAAGUGCGCUGUGUGGUUGUGUAAGUUCGUGACCGACAGUGACUUUAGUGACCAAAUUUCGGACACAAAAUCAUAACCAAACCGGCAUAUGUUAUCGAAGAUUCGCUGAGAAGCAAAAAUAGCAAAAAUGGUGGUAAUGAUUAGCGCGAAGGAAAUUCGCCAGAUCUACAUAGAUUAUUUUAAAAAGCAAAAGGGGCAUAUUUACGUGCAUUCGAGUUCGACUAUCCCACAUGAUGAUCCAACUUUAUUGUUUGCCAAUGCUGGCAUGAACCAGUUCAAACCAAUUUUCCUUGGAACUGUUGAUCCUAACAGCGACAUGUCAAAAUGGGUGCGAGUAGUAAACACUCAGAAAUGUAUACGUGCUGGUGGCAAGCACAAUGAUUUGGACGAUGUUGGAAAAGACGUCUACCAUCACACUUUCUUCGAGAUGUUGGGAAAUUGGUCCUUUGGAGAUUAUUUCAAGAAAGAGAUUUGUACAUGGGCCUGGGAAUUUUUAACUGACGUUUUAAAAUUGCCUGCUCAACAACUCUAUGUUACUUACUUUGGAGGAGAUGAAAAAAGUGGAUUGCCACCUGAUGAUGAAUGCAAACAAAUUUGGCUCUCGCUUGGAGUACCUCGCACUCACGUAAUUCCUGGUUCUAUGAAAGACAAUUUUUGGGAAAUGGGUGAAACUGGACCAUGCGGUCCAUGCAGCGAAUUACAUUUUGAUAGAAUCGGAGGCAGAGAAGUCCCAGAACUUGUGAAUAUGGACGAUCCUGAUGUUCUCGAGAUUUGGAAUCUCGUUUUUAUUCAAUACAACAGAGAAUCGAGUGGUGAACUUCGUCCUCUACCGAAAAAACACAUCGAUUGUGGAUUAGGUUUGGAACGUUUGGUCUCCGUAAUUCAAAAUAAGCGUUCGAAUUACGACACCGAUCUCUUUGUGCCUAUUUUUGAAGCGAUUCAAAAAGGCACUGGGGCUCCGGCUUAUCAAGGAAGAGUUGGAAAUGACGACAAAGAUGGGAUCGAUAUGGCUUAUAGAGUUUUAGCUGAUCAUGCUCGUACUUUGACGAUCGCACUUGCUGAUGGAGGAGUUCCAGAUAAUACUGGCAGAGGGUACGUUCUCAGAAGAAUUUUAAGACGUGGUGUCCGAUACGCGACUGAAAAACUCAAUGCGAAGCCUGGAUUUUUCGCUUCUUUAGUGAAUGUCGUCGUAAGCAUUCUCGGUGAUGUUUUUCCUGAAGUAAAGAAAGAUCCGGACUCGAUCAUCUCCAUUAUUAAUGAAGAAGAGACUCAAUUUUUGAAGACAUUGACUAGAGGUCGUAAUUUGUUAAAUCGAACCAUUGGAAAAUUGGAAUCGUGUAAAGUUGUCCCUGGAGAAGUUGCAUGGCGCUUGUAUGAUACUUAUGGGUUUCCUGUUGAUUUAACUCAGUUGAUGGCCGAAGAAAAAGGUCUUGAAGUAGAUAUGCAAGGUUACGAAGAGGCGAAAAAGUUGGCACAGAUUGCUUCUCAGGGAAAAACUGGGGAAAUCGAUGACAGAGUAAAUUUAGAUAUCCACGCAAUCACAGAAUUACAAGAAAAGGGAAUCAAACCCACCAAUGAUUCUCCAAAAUACAAGUACAUUGUCAAUUCUCCCGAUAAGAAAGCAGAAUAUGUCUUCUCUUCGUGCACAAGUACGGUAAUUGCUUUGAGGCGGGGUAAGCAAUUUGUGAAAGAAGUUUCCUCGGGAGAGGAAGUAGGAAUUUUGCUGGAUCAAACAAGCUUCUAUGCGGAACAGGGUGGACAAAUUUACGAUGAAGGUUUCUUGGUCAAAGUUGGAGAUGAAGACACGGAAGUUCGCGUUAAAAACGUACAAGUAAGGGGUGGAUAUGUCUUGCAUAUUGGAACAGUUGGCGAAGGAGUAUUGAAAGAAGGCGAUAAAGUUUAUUCCAACAUUGACACUGCACGAAGAAGAUUAAUAAUGAGCAAUCACACCGCAACUCAUGUUUUGAAUCACGCUCUUCGAAACGUUUUGGGCACCGAGGCAGAUCAGAAAGGAUCUCUCGUAGCUCCUGAUAGGCUCCGUUUUGAUUUCACAAAUAAAGGUGGAAUGACUACGCAGCAGUUGAAGAAAACUGAAAGUAUUACGAACGAAAUAAUCGAUGAAAAUAAGAAGAUAUUUGCCAAGGAAAGUAAACUCUCGCUGGCGAAAACUGUUCAAGGUGUUCGGGCAAUGUUUGAGGAAACAUAUCCGGAUCCGGUUAGAAUUGUUAGUGUUGGAAUACCGGUUGAGGAUUUGGAAAAGGAUCCUUUGAAUCCCGCUGGAACGAAAACUAGUGUCGAAUUUUGCGGAGGAACCGCUGAGAGCGAAUAUUUUACUCUUAUCAGGAUCCACACUCAAGAACAAAGCACUGCAGCUUGCGAGAUGCCAGUACCAGUUUUAUUCACAAAUCGUGAAAGUGUUCGAGGGUACCGUGCGCAAAUAGCAGCCAAAUACAGCGGGAAAUUUCUCCAAGUGAGAAACUAUGAAGGCGAGGAGAAAAAGUUGCAAAUUUCUUUGAUUGACGGGAAUAAAAAAAUGUACGAUAGUAAUGCAAUCUCCUUUUACUUGGCGAAACCCGAACUGAAAGGAGCCGAAAUUUUCGCGCAAAGUGAAAUUUUACAGUGGAUGAGUCUGGCUGAUAAUCAAAUUUUGCCAUCUUCAAGCAGUUGGAUUUUACCGUCUUUGAAUUUGGUGCAAAUCCCGAAGGAGGGUGUUAAAGUCGCGAAGGAGGAAAUUUUUAAUCUUGUGGCAGCACUGGACAAAACUCUCCUCUCGAAAACCUUCCUCGUCGGCGAACGAGUUACGCUCGCUGAUAUUUCAAUUUUCACUGCACUGAUGCCGUUAUUUGAACACGUUUUUGAUGCCAAAUUGAGGCAGAAGUAUCAAAAUCUCAACAGGUGGUUCAAUACAAUGUUAGAACAGCCGGAAGUCAGAGAAGUCAUUGGAAAUUUCAUUUUCUGUGAAAAACCAAAAUUUUGAUGAUUUUUACCCCGGUAAUUAGUAUCUGCGUUAGAAAAUGAUGGAAUAAUUUUCUUGUCAAAUUGAUUAUUUCUUUUUUGCAAUCUUUCAUAUUUUUAUUAAAAUAAAUCCUAAUUACAAAGC